AUGACCAACGAAGAUGUCGAGUCCGAAGCUCGAUCGCCCUAUCUCCAUGCUAUGAUUGCCGGAGGCAUUGGAGGCUCAACCGGCGACUUGUUGAUGCACUCGCUCGACACUGUCAAGACGAGGCAGCAGGGCGACCCGCAUGUGCCCCCGAAAUACGCAUCCCUCGGACAAUCCUAUUACACCAUUUGGAGGCAGGAGGGCAUUCGAAGAGGUCUCUACGGCGGUUGGAUCCCCGCAUUGAGCGGCUCGUUCCCCGGCACCGUCCUGUUCUUCGGCACCUACGAGUGGAGCAAACGCUUCCUGAUCGAUCACGGCCUCCAGCAACACCUUGCAUAUCUAUCGGCAGGCUUCCUCGGAGAUCUAGCUUCCUCCGUAGUAUACGUUCCUUCAGAAGUCCUCAAGACCCGAUUGCAACUCCAGGGUCGAUACAACAACUCUCACUUCCAUUCCGGCUACAACUACCGCGGCACAGUCGACGCCGCGCGCACCAUUGUCCGGACCGAGGGAGCCUCUGCCCUCUUCUACGGCUACAAGGCCACCCUGUACCGAGACCUGCCCUUCUCCGCCCUGCAGUUCAUGUUCUGGGAGCAGUUCACCACCUGGGCCCGCAAGUAUAAGCAGAGUCGCGAUAUUGGCGUCCCUCUCGAGCUCCUCACCGGUGCUAGCGCUGGCGGCCUCGCGGGCAUUAUCACCUGCCCUCUGGACGUCGUCAAGACCCGCCUCCAGACCCAAGUCAACACAUCAACCGAUUCUCGCCACUCCAAAGACCCCAACCCGCAAAUCCGACACAUCUCCACCUCCUCCCCCAACACCCACCGGCCCAGACCCGGCGCUGUCGCCCUCGAGGCGUCCUCGGUGGUGACUGGCCUCAAGGUCAUCUACCGCACUGAAGGCGUGGCCGGAUGGUUCCGCGGCGUCGGUCCCCGAGGCGUGUGGACCUUUAUCCAGAGCGGCUGCAUGCUGUUCUUGUACCAACGAAUACUUCGCCAACUAGAAGUUUUGAUGCCCGUUGAGCAUGAGGACUUGUAG
Ilyonectria robusta is the source of this 1029-nucleotide messenger RNA. RefSeq names its product mitochondrial carrier domain-containing protein. Gene Ontology annotation, molecular function: magnesium ion transmembrane transporter activity. The record is from RefSeq and is a predicted model, not a curated record. The transcript is spliced from 3 exons. Gene Ontology annotation, biological process: magnesium ion export from mitochondrion. The coding region runs from base 1 to 1029 and encodes 342 amino acids. Lineage: Eukaryota; Fungi; Ascomycota; Sordariomycetes; Hypocreales; Nectriaceae.